This is a messenger RNA of Penicillium robsamsonii, 1353 nucleotides long. RefSeq names its product Nur1/Mug154 family protein. The record is from RefSeq and is a predicted model, not a curated record. Bases 1 to 1353 code for a protein of 450 amino acids. NCBI's taxonomy places the organism in Eukaryota, Fungi, Ascomycota, Eurotiomycetes, Eurotiales, Aspergillaceae. Gene Ontology annotation, biological process: maintenance of rDNA; regulation of exit from mitosis. The transcript is spliced from 2 exons.
AUGCCUCGACUUGUACGCCGCCGCCCGUUCUCCGAGCGCAUACUCUCAUACCUGAAUCCAUAUGACUUUCUGCUUUGGCUUUCUGAGGAAUUUGAAGCCGGUGAUUGGGAUCAACUGGAGAAAAACUGGGCUUUGCCUAUCGGUAUUGCGCUCAACUUGAUCUUGCUUAUUGCGCGAGCAAAUAGUCGGUCCGGUGGUAGCAAGGCUUUCGAUGAUGUGUUCGGCGACGACGACGGCACAUCUCUGCGUGGGUGGCUUGCCUCAUUUAUCGCCCAUUUGAUGGCUGUCGCCUCUGUGACCAAUGCAGUCUACACAUUCCAGAAGAAGAGACGCUAUCGCCUGUUUGAGAAUUCCAUUGAUAACAAUCCGGCGACCCCGUCGGCGCAUCGUGUACGGGUUGAUUCAAGCCCCAGGAUGCCGUCUCCCUUGCGGUACAUCGCCAAAGCGCUAUCAUCAGAAUCGGCACACUCGAGAGCACACCCCGACGCACAGCGGGAUGUCUGGGAGCUUGCAAUUUGGGAUCCUUCGCCACUUUGCCUCCGGCUCUUUUGUCUGUUCAGCCCAGGACACGUCUUAGUAUACUGGCUGUUCCUCCCGACACAGCUUUCCGAUCCACGACCCAGCGUGACGAUUGUGACGACAAUAGUUUUGACAGCUCUUCUAUCUGUGCAAAUGUCCUUCAUAUCUUCUUCGUACACGCAACAAGCCAAGGACCAGAAGGUUAUACACAAAGAGGUCUUCAAAGAAUAUGACACCAAAUAUGUACAACCUCGGACACAUCCCGUGAUGAGAGAUGUUGGCACUCAAUUCUCGGAUCCCUAUGGUGAACCACCGAAGACCGAGGACGAAUUUAACAGGGUUGAAACUUAUAGCCCCGCUGUCAUCAUUAACCGUGGUUUCAAGACCAGCCCCAACCCCAAUUACCUCAAGCACGUCGACCCAGAAGGUUUCACGCCGGUCCGCCAGUCGACUACCUCUACUCCGAUCUCCUCUAAGUUCCAAGGACCCCCAACCCACACUCCGAGCAUGUCUCGAGAUGGCUCGCCGAUGGCGCGAGGUAACAACCGCACAACAAUGCGACAACCGCAAUUCCGAUCCACUGCAACAACAACAGGUGAUGGAGGAAGCCUUGGUGUCUACAGUCAUGCAAACUCCCCACUGAGGAAAUCUGCGACAACUUCAUUUGACCGCCGUUUACAAAGCAACGGAGACUUUGUUUACAAGGAGCGUGGUACAACUCCCUUGAUGCGAACCUCCAGUCCGCUGAAGAGAAGCAGUGUACCGGGAGGCGGUCCAGCUACCGUCAAUAGAUCAGAUAACUUCAACUCUCGCCGAGAACCGGGGCGAUUUUAA